This is a messenger RNA of Protopterus annectens (West African lungfish), 1772 nucleotides long. Its product is annotated as dickkopf-related protein 2-like. Gene Ontology annotation, molecular function: co-receptor binding; receptor antagonist activity. NCBI's taxonomy places the organism in Eukaryota, Metazoa, Chordata, Ceratodontiformes, Protopteridae. Gene Ontology annotation, biological process: negative regulation of canonical Wnt signaling pathway; multicellular organism development. Bases 321 to 1067 code for a protein of 248 amino acids. The record is from RefSeq and is a predicted model, not a curated record. The transcript is spliced from 4 exons. Gene Ontology annotation, cellular component: extracellular region.
UCGUAGCCUACAGCAAUUUUGUGAUUUUGCCAAAAUAAGAAAUCAAACUAAAAUACUUAGCUGUCAGAAAUAUUAUGUUUUAAAAAGAAGCAGAGAAACUACUGCAUAUGCACACUAAAAAAAUACCAAAAAAAAAAAAAAAAAAUCCUGUCCUGGUUUUGCAUAUAUCUCAGCGAAGGGCUGAAACACCAAGUCUGCUCAUUUCCAGGAUUUAUGUUAGCUGAAACUGAUAUUUUGCUUUAGAACAGCAGAAGGUCUAAAAACUGCCUGCAGUUAACCGUUUGUGUGUAGUCCUCUUAACUUGCAAAAAAGCUAGUAGUAUGAUGGGCUUUGGCAGCCACCUGAUGCUUUUCAUUUGGGUCAGCUUGGCUUUGGCAGGACAUGACACCAGUAACAAGAUUAAUAAAAAGACUAAACAGAAAAAAGGAAACUUUCUUGUGAGAGACACUGACCCCGACGGGAGCUUGGAUGAAAUACUUCACACAAACAAAGCCACUGAAACUCAGCAGGUCUGCAGCCAGGAUGAGGACUGUGAACCUGAGAAAUUUUGCUCUUGGUCUACACACAAAAGACCUGUCUGUCUGCCCUGCAAAAAGAAACACAAAUCCUGCCAAAGAGAAGGAGUAUGCUGCAAAGGAAACCACUGCAUUAAUGGGAUUUGCAUACCAUAUGUUCAUAAAAUAAUCUCCAAGGGCAGGGUGGACGUAAGCAAAGAACUCACUGAUUAUGUUCCAGAACUUGAUUCCAAAAUGCAAGAUGAUAUGGAAUGGAAAGUGAUGCAUAACUCAGAAGUUAAAGUUCCACAUUUGAAAGGUCAAGAUGGUGAUACUUGUAACAGAGCUUCCGACUGUGCAACAGGAUUUUGCUGUAGUCAACAUCUGUUGUCAAAAGUAUGCAAACCAUUGCUCCAAGAAGGAGAAGUGUGCACAAAGCCCAAAGAUAAAGGUGUGCAAAUUUUGGAGAAGUACUACCAGCGAUGUGACUGCAGCCAAGGACUUUCCUGCAGGUUAUCUGAAGACAAAACAGCUUUUGCAAAGUCACGACUCAGCACCUGUCAAAAGCCAUGAAUAUAUAUCUGACUUAAUUGAUCCUGAAGUAUUUAGAGAACUAAAAAAGUGAAACUACAAAAAUAUGUUACCACAGGCAUUUAACCUGACUUUACUUAAGGGAUACAAAUAUACUGUUCUGUUUUAAAACGUUUGCUUGAAGUCUCCUAAAAUGUGUGUUUCAAUAAUAAACAUUUCUAUCUAUAAGAAAUGGGAAUCCAAGUGUCUUGAGCUACUUCUGUUAAGAAAGAAGAUUAUGUGAGUUUCCUUCUGGGAAAGAGAAAAUCCCUGCUAACAGAAUUAUCCAAUCUUUUUACAAAAAAAUGUUGGCACUAAGAAGAGAAAAUGGUCAACCAGUUUACUGAAGUUAUUGAAAUUCACUACCAGAUUGCGUGCAAAAACAGGCAAAUGGAAAACUGAGGCAAACUAGAAGCAGUUUGGUUAUCUAGGUUGAUCUAUAAUCUUCCAAUACAUUUUGUCUUUCCUUCUUAAUCUAUGCCUUUACAUUCUUAAUAAACUGACGGGCAUCUCAGAUAUUGCCUCUUAUGCUAUGAAGUAUUUCAGGUGUGUUUCCACUGAACACAUCUCUUGACAGUACAUUAUUUUCACAUAACACUCCUUCUAGAAAGAAGCAUAUCUUUAUUUUUAAAAACAAAAACACAAAAACCCACUGUUGAACAAACUGUGCUGUAACCAAACUCAGAAAUACAAUAUUAUAAACUGCAA